Kazachstania africana CBS 2517 is the source of this 1203-nucleotide messenger RNA. Its product is annotated as transcription factor TFIIIC subunit TFC7. NCBI's taxonomy places the organism in Eukaryota, Fungi, Ascomycota, Saccharomycetes, Saccharomycetales, Saccharomycetaceae. The record is from RefSeq and is a predicted model, not a curated record. The transcript has a single exon. The coding region runs from base 1 to 1203 and encodes 400 amino acids.
AUGCCUAUCAAGACAAUUUACGUAGCCAGACAUGGCUCUUCCUCUGCCUGGACGUUGAAACAAGAAGAACUUCCGGCACCGCCUACUGGGGUAGAGUCGGAUUUCCCACUUUCUGAGCAUGGCAUAAGUCAAUCCAAGGAAUUGGCUCAUUACAUCCUAUCUCUGGAUUCUCAACCUGAUAUGGUCAUUUCUUCGCCAUUCUUCAGAUGUGCUCAAACGAGUAAGUAUGUAUGUGAUCUGUUAGAGUUGCCGUUUUUUGUUGAUAAUGGGCUUUCUGAAUGGUUCGAGACAGAUGCUCACAAGCCAGCGACUGCUGACACUUUAGCAAAGUUGUUCAAAAGCUCUAUCGAAGUGAAUGAUGACAAUUGGAAGAAUGGCAGUGAACUUGCAGCUGCGGAAGAAGGUGAAACAGAAGAGGAAUUGUUUCAGAGGUGCCAGAUAUUUUUAAGGAAGUUAGUUCAAAAAUUGGAAACUGCAUAUCCUGACGUGGAGACCAUAUUACUGGUGACACAUGGUGCUGUAAAAGUUUCACUGGGCUUAAAUCUGCUGGGAUUUAACGACUGUCAUGAAAAGAUAGAUGACGAUGGCAGUACGAUCAGAUGUGGUACUUGUUCAUUAGACAAGUAUGAAGUGUUGAAUUCUACACAUUACCGAGCCAGGGAGGACGAAGAUGACGAAGCAGAAGAUGAAGAGGAGGAAGAGAUUAAUAUCACUGUACCUUUCCAACAACGGAAAUGGGUUAUUACCAUGAAUGGGCAUACUGAAUUCUUAAGAAAUGGUGAAGAAAGAAAUUGGACUUUCGAAAGUGAUCAGAUAGAUGAAGAUGGAAGAGAAGAAGAAAUGGAAACAGUGUACAUAAGUCUCGAUCUUUCUAGUGGUAGCUACAAGGAAAGACUGGAGAUUGAUCGAACGGCAACCUUUCAAUACGCCGGUUUGGAUAAAGAAGUACCUUUAUUUAGAAUUGGUGAUAAAUUGUAUGAGGGCAAUUGGCAAAGACUGGUUGGUACGGAAUUAGCGUUUCCAGAUGCUGCUAUGAUCCACAAGAAGAAACCUGUUGGUGGUAGUGGCUACAGCAGCGACAAUGAAAACGAAAUUGAUCCAUUAUUGGAGUCCAAACCUAUAAUCGAAUAUGACAAGGAGCACACGGAAAAGAUAUAUAGAAUUGUCGACAGACUUGCACUCACAGGGUUAUCGCCUAUGUAA